GGGCUAUUUAAAGGGCCUGGACAGAGCGUUGCCCAGGGAGCGAGGCUGACCAUGGCCGCUUCGGAGCUGAGCUGCCAGGUGUCGGAGGAGAACUCUGAGCGCCGGGAGGCCUUCUGGGCUGAGUGGAAGGACCUCACGCUGUCCACGAGGCCUGAGGAGGGUUGCUCCCUGCACGAGGAGGACGCGCAGCGGCAUGAGACCUACCACCAGCAGGGGCAGUGCCAGGCGCUGGUGCAGCGCUCCCCCUGGCUGGUGAUGCGCAUGGGCAUCCUCGGCCGGGGGCUGCAGGAGUACCUGCUGCCUUACCAGAGGGUGCUGCCCCUGCCCAUCUUCACCCCCACGAAGAUGGGCGCCGCCAAGGAGGAGCGCGAGGACACCCCCGCCCAGCUGCGGGAGCUGCUGGCCCUGGAGACGGCCCUGGGUGGCCAGUGUGCGGAGCGCCAGGACGUGGCCGAGAUCACCAAGCAGCUGCCCCCCGUGGUGUCGGUCAGCAAGCCCGGCACCCUUCGCCGCUCUCUGUCCCGCUCCAUGUCCCAGGAAGCACAGAGAGGCUGAGAGAGACUGGCUCAGGCUCGGCCGUGCCCACGCCGGGCUGGGCCCCUCCUGGCUAGCACCACGGAGGGGAGCCGCUGGCCGUGGAUGCUUUGUAGUUUGCCCAGAGUUGGGGGCUAGGCAAAGGGGGAGCCGGAGGCCAGGGUGCCUGGGUCCCCUGAGUUCCCAAAGGAAGAAGGGGAGCGAAGACAGUGGGCGCUCAGCGUGGAGAGCUGGGGGCCAGCACAGCUGAGCACCCCCAGCCCGAGGAGAAGGGGCAAGGAUGCUGGUGAGGGACAGGUGCUUGAGAGGGGUGAGCCGGCUCAGAGGAGGACACGGGGAGGAGUCAGGAGGUCCGGAAGGCUCUGGGAAGAGGCUUGGAGGAGACUGGAGGGGGGGGGGGACAUGAAGAGGCAGAGGCAGGUGGAGCCCCCAGCACCCGGUUAGCGCUGCAAUAAAUGCUCAAUGGUGUUCCA
Molecule: messenger RNA, 1007 nt
Organism: Phyllostomus hastatus (greater spear-nosed bat)
Lineage: Eukaryota; Metazoa; Chordata; Mammalia; Chiroptera; Phyllostomidae
Gene: TCAP
Product: titin-cap
Exons: 2
Coding region: 52-555 (167 amino acids)
Biological process (GO): cardiac muscle tissue morphogenesis; sarcomerogenesis; cardiac muscle contraction
Cellular component (GO): Z disc
Molecular function (GO): structural constituent of muscle; protein-macromolecule adaptor activity; titin Z domain binding
Source: RefSeq, a predicted model, not a curated record